Molecule: messenger RNA, 8794 nt
Organism: Oncorhynchus tshawytscha (Chinook salmon)
Lineage: Eukaryota; Metazoa; Chordata; Actinopteri; Salmoniformes; Salmonidae
Gene: unc13bb
Product: unc-13 homolog Bb (C. elegans)
Exons: 31
Coding region: 355-6543 (2062 amino acids)
Biological process (GO): dense core granule priming; synaptic vesicle priming; presynaptic dense core vesicle exocytosis
Cellular component (GO): synaptic vesicle membrane; presynaptic membrane; plasma membrane
Molecular function (GO): syntaxin-1 binding; calcium ion binding; calmodulin binding
Source: RefSeq, a predicted model, not a curated record
GCCCUUCCUGUUUGUACAUCUGGAAUGAGAGAGAGUCAACACUUCCCCUGCGUCUGUCAAUCUGGGUGAAGACGACCAGCCGUAUGUGCUUUGUAUGUCGAGCAUGGAAUUAAAUGUACAGUACCUGGAGAUAUUUAACUCAAUUUUAAAAAAUCCAUGGUGACUUUUACGAUUUUGCGCUUGUCAACUAUUGAGCAGUUUUCCACAUGGGUCAUGGACAAGGCUCUGUGAGCAGAUCAGGCUCUUCUACAUCAUCAGGAUGUUGUGUGGUCACACAAAGAACUGAGGCCCAGGGUGCUGGUUGGCCCCUGAGGACGAAGACCAGGAAGCCAGGCACCCAGACAGUCCUCAGGGAUGUUCUCUAGGGGCCACGAGAAGGGCCUCAGUGGACCAGAUGAAUACAGCGGUGUAGAGGCACCUCACAGUCCACACAAGUGGUCCAAGAGGAGGGAGCUGGGGGGUAAGAAGAGCACUCAGAGCCCCAAGGUGGGCCGGAGCCUGCGGAGGAAGUUCCAGAAGUUCCUGCAGGGCCCAGCAGGGCCGGGGGAACCCUCCAUCCACCAGCCCCAGGAUCUGCUUUCCCCUGUGGAGCAGGACAUAUUUAUAUGUGGCCUGAAGAGAGACCCCUCCAGUGGGGAGUUCACUGGACUCCACUCCUCCCUGCCCAAUGGCAGAAGUCACACAGGGACUCUAAACCCACCUGUGGCUGGGAAUAUGACGCUGAACAGAGAGGGCUUCAUCCACGCCCCUGGUACUGUAAGUACCAACGGCCCCACCGCUAGCCUACCCAUCACUCCCUCUGGAGAGAGCAGCAGCGCUGAAUGUCAGGAUGGGAUCGGGGUUGUGGAGGACACACACAGGCCUUCUCCUAGUGAAGAGGAGGAAGAUGAGGGAGAGAAAUGCUCCAGUGACAUCGUCGAACACAUCUUGAAAGAGCUGAGAGGUAUCAACAAGAUUCAGGAGGAGAUCGCAGACCUGCGGCAGUACCUGACCUCUGUGAGAGGCUCAGUGGACGAGGUCUCCUGCUGUGUGGAUGCAGUGCUGAAUGAGAUAGGGGAGCUCUACUACUCUGGAGCCUCAGCACCAGGACCCCAGACCCCUCAGAGGCUUAGUGGCAGCCCGGGCUGUCAGAAUGUUGUCACAGCCUUCCACAGGAGGGCCACCAGUCCUUUACUGGAGUGCCUGCAGGGGUCUUGGGACAAAGACCCAGUGAAGAUGAUGAUGGUGCCACCCCAGGAGUCACCUAAAACAUGGAGAGAAAGGUUAGCUCCUUGCCAACCCGAACCAGCUGACCAGGAGAAUUCCGACCACAGCUCAGAAGUGCCCUCUUCGCAACCAGGGCCCAGUCAAGCCAGCCUCUCCUACCUGGACCAAGGGUAUGCCCAUGACUGCCCCAGCACCAGCUCCCUGUCGUCAGGUCACAGCUCCAACACUCUGGACCGGGAUGCCAGGUACCGCUCGGUUAAGGCCAGGCUAUGGCAGAGUGGCUGGGCCUCGGCAGGCAUGCAGCACAGUGUGAGCGGAGAUGGGGGGUGGAGCGAGGAGAACGGUUGGAGCGAAGAAGACAUCUACUCCUGUCAGAACAGUGGGGAGGAGGUGGAGGACCACUCUGCAGGGCCAGGUGCCUGGGACAGGUACACCACAGGAGAGACCAGCAGCACCCCAGGCCAGUCCUCCCACAGCAGCUCAGAGCACCUGUCCCUGCUGUUCGGCAUCCAUAAGAACUCCCCCUCCAGCUCGUCCAGUGUGGUGGACUGGCGGCACCCCAGGCAGCAGGGCAGCAAUGGACACCUAGUGUGUGACUGUUCAGCCAACUGCCCAUACUCUCGGAGCUCCGGCUACCACACAUUGGACGCCUAUGCUGAUGUGGGGAGCUGUGGGCCGUCCAGGAGCAUGAGUUGCUCCACUGUGCUGCUCACAGACUGUGAUGAUGGUUACCUGGAGCUGCACUCCCCCUAUGACCGCUAUACGUCCUCCGCUGACACCCUGCAUGUGGGAUCCGUUGAGAGCCUGGACAGGGAGUGGACUGAACAGUGUGUCCCAAGAGACGAUGCAGGAGGGUGGGGGUCGGGGGACCUGCCUAGCCCUGAGCCUGAGAACACCCAGCUCCUCAAUGUGGGAUUUGAUGUGAAAAACAUUGGGAAGGCUGUGCUCACCUUUAGGUCUGCUUUGAAAGGGGCUCUGAGGAAGCUGGAGGAUUCGAGCCCGGAGCCUGGCAACGAUGACAGUGAGUCAGAAGCAGCUCCCCCUCCUGUCAGAACCUGCUCCCCUGAACCCCCGGAGGGAGCGAUCACUAUGCCAACUGAUCACGUUCGCUCUGCGUCUCCUCUGGAAGAAUACAGCGAGGCCUCAAUCUAUGUGGACUGCAGCCCAGCCCAAGAGAACCUGCCUUGCUCCCUACAAGCAUCCCCAAAUGAAAGGACUCACUCCCCCUGCACCCCUACCGAGUAUCACUCCAUGGAGCAUUUAGAGAGCCAAGGAGAGUAUCAGACUGAUGGAGAACUGUCCAACCCAGAGCUGACACCAGACCACAGUCCUCCAGGAAGGGCUGUGAAGAGUUCAGCAGAUUUUAACAUCAGCCCAGAGGGGAGAGGGUUAAGUCCAACAGGGUUAAGUCCAAUAGGAGAAGACCACGAUGGAGCUGAUCAGGAUGAGUUUAGUGAACAGGAUGUUGUUAGCCCUAAGAAGGAACGCCUUGCUAAUCUGCAGCGCAUCCUGAAAGAAAAAAGACAGAGACGUAAACUUUCCAAAACUUCCCAAGGAUCCCAGUCCAUGUUCUCUGAGGAGGAGUUCAAUCCAGAUGGCAGCAGAGAAGAUGACCAGGGACGAGAUGAUGGACCCAACUCCAGACAAGCUUGGAUCAAACCAGGCGGUGGAAGUGGUUUGUUUGGGAUUGACAGCAUGCCAGACCUUCGUAAGAGGAAGCCUAUACCUCUGGUCAGCGAUGUGGCUAUGUCACUGGUCCAGGCUAGAAAGGCUGGAAUCACCUCUUCCAUGGCCGCGCGCUCCUCCGUCAAAGACGAGGAGCUGAAGAACCACGUUUAUAAGAAGACUCUUCAGGCUCUGAUCUACCCCAUCUCCUGCACCACGCCCCAUAACUUUGAGGUGUGGACGGCCACUACGCCCACCUACUGUUACGAGUGUGAGGGGCUGCUGUGGGGCAUUGCCCGCCAGGGCAUGAGGUGCUCCGAGUGCGGGGUUAAGUGUCACGAGAAGUGCCAGGAACUGCUGAAUGCUGACUGCCUGCAGCGUGCUGCGGAGAAGAGCUCCAAGCAUGGGGCUGAGGAUCGUACCCAGAACAUCAUCAUGGCCAUGAAGGACCGCAUGAAGAUCAGGGAGAGGAACAAGCCGGAGAUCUUUGACGUGAUCCGGGAUGUCUUUGUCGUCAGCAAGGCGAUCCACGCUCAGCAGAUGAAGACCAUCAAACAGAGUGUACUGGACGGAACAUCCAAGUGGUCGGCCAAGAUCACCAUCACAGUGCUGUGUGCCCAGGGACUGCAGGCCAAAGACAAGACGGGUUCCAGCGACCCCUACGUCACGGUCCAGGUGGGCAAGACCAAGAAGAGGACCAAAACCAUCUACGGCAACCUCAACCCUGUCUGGGAGGAGAAGUUCCACUUCGAGUGUCAUAACUCGUCGGACCGCAUCAAGGUGCGUGUGUGGGACGAGGACGAUGACAUCAAGUCCCGGGUGAAGCAGCGUCUGAAGAGAGAGUCCGACGACUUCCUGGGUCAGAGCAUCAUCGAGGUCCGCACGCUCAGCGGAGAGAUGGACGUCUGGUAUAACCUGGAGAAGAGGACCGACAAGUCGGCCGUGUCCGGCGCUAUUCGUCUCCACAUAAGUGUGGAGAUCAAGGGAGAGGAGAAAGUGGCUCCCUAUCACGUCCAGUACACCUGUCUACACGAGAACCUCUUCCACCACUCAACGGACGUUCUGGGCCAGGGGGUGGUGAGGAUCCCAGAUGCCAAAGGAGACGAUGCCUGGAAGGUGUACUUUGACGAGGUGGCCCAGGAGAUAGUGGACGAGUUUGCCAUGCGAUACGGGAUCGAGUCAAUCUACCAGGCAAUGACGCACUUUGCCUGCCUGUCCUCUAAGUACAUGUGUCCUGGCGUUCCGGCAGUGAUGAGCACCCUGCUUGCCAACAUCAAUGCCUUCUACGCCCACACCACUGCCUCCACCAACGUCUCCGCCUCUGACCGCUUCGCCGCCUCCAACUUCGGGAAAGAACGCUUUGUCAAGCUAUUGGAUCAACUCCACAACUCCUUGCGCAUUGACCUCUCCACAUAUAGGAACAACUUUCCUGCCAGCAGUAAGGAUCGUCUCCAGGACCUGAAGUCCACUGUGGACCUACUGACCAGCAUCACCUUCUUCAGGAUGAAGGUCCAGGAACUGCAGAGUCCCCCUAGAGCCAGUCAGGUGGUGAGGGACUGUGUUAAGGCCUGCCUCAACUCCACCUACGACUACAUCUUCAACAACUGCCAGGAGCUGUACAGCCGCCAGUACCAGCUGCUGGACACACACAAAGAGGAUCUUCCCCUGGAGGAGCAAGGCCCCAGCAUCAAGAACCUGGACUUCUGGCCCAAACUGAUCACCCUUAUAGUCUCCAUCAUAGAGGAGGACAGGAACUCCUACACACCCGUGCUCAACCAGUUCCCUCAGGAGCUGAAUGUGGGGAAGGUGUGUGCUGAAGUCAUGUGGGCGCUGUUCUCCCAGGACAUGAAGUAUGCCAUGGAGGAGCAUGAAAAGCACCGGCUGUGUAAGAGUGCUGACUACAUGAACCUGCACUUCAAGGUCAAGUGGCUGUACAAUGAGUAUGUGAAGGACCUGCCAAACUUCAAAGGGGUUGUACCCGACUACCCAUCGUGGUUCUUACAGUUUGUGCUGCAGUGGCUGGAUGAGAAUGAAAGCGUUUCCAUGGAGUUCAUGCAUGGAGCUCUGGAGAGAGACAAGAAAGAUGGAUUCCAGCAGACAUCUGAGCAUGCUCUCUUCUCUUGCUCGGUGGUGGAUGUCUUCACCCAGCUCAACCAGAGCUUUGAGAUCAUCAAGAAACUGGACUGUCCUGACCCAAAGGUCAUGGCCCACUAUAGCCGACGAUUCGCCAAGACUAUUGCCAAAGUUCUUCUGCAGUACAGUGCCAUUCUGACCAAGAGCUUCCCCUCCUACUCUGACAAAGAGAAGAUUCCCUGUGUACUGAUGAACAAUGUGCAGCAGUUGCGUAUCCAGCUGGAGAAGAUGUUUGAGUCCAUGGGUGCCAAACAGCUGGACACAGAAGCCAGUGACCUCCUGAAUGAGCUUCAGGUCAAGCUGAACAAUGUGCUGGAUGAGCUGAGUACCACGUUUGGAAACAGUUUCCAGGUUUGUAUUGAUGACUGUAUGAGACAGAUGGCCUCUCUGCUGUACCAGAUCAAGGGCCCAGUCAACGCCAACAGCCGCAACAUGGUGGAGGCCGACUCUGACAACGUGCUACGGCCACUUAUGGACUUCCUGGAUUCAAAGUUAACGCUGUUUGCCACAGCGUGUGAGAAGACUGUUCUAAAGCGGGUUCUGAAAGAGCUGUGGAGGAUUGUGAUGAGCAGCCUGGAGAAGACCAUCGUCCUGCCCCAAGGAAACGACACCUUCGUAAGGCCUAACACCCUCCUAACAUUUACCUUCAAACCUGGCCCUUUUCCUCACGAGACUACUCCAAACACACCGUCACCUAAUGUUGUGUAUUCCUCUCCUCAGGGGGCUCAGAUCCUGUCUGCAGCCAAGGAACUGGGGCAGCUCUCCAAGCUUAAAGAUCACAUGGCAGGAGAGGCCAAAAGCCUGACACCUAAACAGUGUGCUGUCAUGGAUAUAGCACUGGACACAAUCAAACAAUACUUCCAUGCAGGAGGGAACGGUCUGAAGAAGGCGUUCCUGGAGAAGAGUCCUGAGUUGACCUCACUACGCCACGCUCUGUCCCUUUACACACAGACCACAGACACGCUCAUCAAGACCUUCGUCACAACACAACACACACAAGGGUCAGGAGUGGACAAGCCGGUGGGAGAGAUAUCCAUUCAGAUCGACCUAUUCACCCACCCUGGUACUGGGGAGCACAAAGUCACUGUCAAAGUGGUGGGAGCCAAUGAUCUGAAGUGGCAGACGUCUGGGAUGUUCCGGCCCUUUGUGGAGAUCACCAUGAUUGGACCCCACCUCAGUGACAAGAAGCGCAAGUUCCAAUCCAAGUCCAAGAACAACAGCUGGGCGCCCAAGUUCAACGAGACCUUCCACUUUAUCCUAGGUAAUGAGGAUGGCUUUGAGUGCUACGAGCUGCAGAUGUGUGUGAAGGACUAUUGUUUUGGCCGUGCCGAUCGGGUGGUGGGCAUGGCUGUGAUGCAGCUGCGGGAUGUGGCAGAGAAGGGCAGUGUGGCGUGCUGGUGCCCCCUGGGUCAGCGGGUCACCAUGGACGAGACCGGCCUCACCGCCAUGCGCAUCCUCUCCCAGCGCUCCAACGACGAGGUGGCCAAGGAGUUCGUCAAGCUCAAGUCUGAGUUACGCUCUGAGGAGGAGGGCAGAUGAGGUCUCCCUGAAGGAGGGGUGUGAAGGGCCUCUAGUAAAGUGGGAAGUAAUAGGAGCACAUUGACUACUACUUUGGACUAAUAAUGUCCCCUGGCUGCUAUUGGCUGUUUGAUGGACACUGGUUCACCAUCACACUGUCACUCACUGUGUUUUUCUCAGACUCCACCUUUUGUGUCCCUCACUCACCAUCUCCUACACAUACGUAGUUAGUUUCUCUCUCACUCCAAUGGUUAUUAGGCACAAUCUCACACAAUAUUGUACUUAUGUUGGUUCGCCAGUCUGGCACUAUGGACAUGCCAUGGGAGCUAUAUGCCAAUCAAUUCCUGCCAGCCUGUAUGCACUUCAGUACAGGGUCUCCCCCUCACCCCACAAUCCCCCUCAGUGUUUAUGUGCAAUAUGUGGCCAUAUGUUUGAUGCCUUACACUUUAGAAGCUGUGAAUGUGUGAAGUUCAGACACAAAACUGUAACUGUAGUAGAAAGCUGUUUAUCUUCCUCAAUCUCUCUUUAGUGUUCUUCGGGAUCCAUGUUCAUCUCAUUGAUGCCACUAUUAGGGUCCAAAUGCAGGAUGUCAUUGUUGCUGUUUUGUUCGAAAUAGAUUCACCUGGUUUCUAUCGUUUGGACUUCUACCGCAUGUCAAGUAACCUACUCCUAAAUAUAGUGUACAAAUCCACCGUUUUUCCCUGUAGAAAAGUGGUGGGGGGGUUGUAUUGAAAUUAGUGCCGUGUGGUGGUUCUGAAGUGAGUUUUAUGUUUGUCACCCCUAUUUUUUGACAUGAGGUACUGUAACGGCAACAGCACUCAAUGUAAAGGGUUUGUAAGUUGUGUGCCUUGUCAAGUAUUGGGCUCCUAUUCAUAACCCAUUAGUCCCAUACAGUGUUAACAAUGCACUUUGAAUAAGAAUUACUGUAAUAUUUUUUAGUCUAAAUUGUCAAAUGUUCUUAACACAAGGGCUGCCUUCUAUCCAGAGAAACUUCCUUUUAAGGAUAGAGUGGUGAGCACUUUUUAAUUUGGACUAUUGCUUCUUACAUCAAAAACAGCAAUGGUGUAUGUAGGGCCCUGUCUUGAACUUAGUAAUCACUGCUAAAUGACCAACCCUCAAUGACAGCCAUUUUGUUUAUAGUUUUUAUGUAUUUAUUCCAUAUGUAUACUCUGGUCUACUUUGCAAACAGAGGGCUGCUAGAUGGAGUUUGAGUGUAGUUUUCAAAGUGGUUUUGAAUAGCUUUUUACUGCAGUUUUCUAGCAGGACCCUACAGAUACUAACUGGACCUAGAGGGUCUUUUGGGACCAGAGGAGUUUAAAUGGUUUUAAUCUCAGAUGAGGGAAAGGCUAGCCUCGUAUGGUUCGUAACGAGGAUAGGAAAAGGCAGUCCAAGCUCUCGGUUUGCAAAUAUUUUUCAGCUCUGUUUCCUUGUAUCUCUGAGUGGCCUUACAUUGGUGAUAAUAGAAGAUUUCUAUAUACAUGUUUUUACCCCCCCAUUUUCUGUGCAUUUCUUUUGUCUCACAACGAUACAGAGGGUUGGUCAAUUUGACCGAAAUCAACCGUAUCAGACUGAUAUUGUCUGUGAUUUUCCUUAUUGCUGUUACUUUAUUUUUGUUUUUAAUUGUAUUGGAGGAUUUAUAUUUGUUUAGAUGUAUUCAUUUUCUGAGAUAUAGUAUUUAUAUUUUUGUUAUUUUCCAUUUUGAUCCCUCUUAAAAAAUGUUGGAGUGAUGUUCAGUACGGUAUCAUGAGUUUAUUGGAUCUACAGUAUACAGUAAGGGGUAAUGCAUGCCUGUCAUAUCCCUGAUAGAAACGAGGAGAAUUUUUUGCUAUUUGUCAAGUAACACUGCCGUUGUCCAUACAAUAAUUGUCAGUUUGAUGUUCACACAAAGAAGAAAACUGCAACAUCACACACUGUUAAAGCUAUAUCUGGGCUUUAUAUGCAGAAUCUACAGUACCAAUGUGAAUACAUCUUUUGGGCUGUUGAUUUAGGGGAAAAUGUCUACUUCUAAGGAGGGCAUUGCCACUAACAUACAUGUUCCUUGUGCCAAGCUGUGCAAGAGUUCACUUUUUGCUUCAUUUACAUUUUUUAAACCUUGUGAAGCAUUGCACUAUAAUUAAAUCACUACAAUAGUUAGCACGUGUUGUAUGUCCGAGUAACUGGACUUUUGUGAAGUUUUAUUUGUAUUUUGCAACUGGAAAAAUCAUGGUAUUGAUCAUUAAAAUGUGUACAUUACAAUUUAUUAAUUUUGUAUAAAGUAUUUAAGAAAUAGCUA